Messenger RNA from Enterobius vermicularis (human pinworm), 2616 nucleotides. The record is from the annotation of a GenBank genome assembly. NCBI's taxonomy places the organism in Eukaryota, Metazoa, Nematoda, Chromadorea, Rhabditida, Oxyuridae.
AUGGACCUGAUGACCGAUGGUUUCGUAGAUGACCCAUUUCAAGUCUUAGAAGAUUUGGAUUCCAAUGACUUCCCAGAUUUCUUGAACCAAAACUCAGAAUUAGCUGAUCCUUCUUUGACGCUGUGGUCUAGCGAAAUUUUGAACCAAUGUCCAGAUGAUUCCCCAACCGGUCAGGCUAGUUCUGGACAUAGCCAAAAUAAUCGCAGUUCUUCGCAUUGUACCCAAACUAAAGUAGCAAACGGUGCCCCUGACUCAAUCACGUUAACUUCACCGGUUAUGGAUGUAAGUGAUGAAGGUUAUGUAAGCAAAGUAGAGAAGAGACCACUAAUCGAAGAGUUAGAAUCCUAUAAAGCUGAUCAGCCACAAAUAGUCGGAAAAAGAAAGCUCACCAAAUCCCCCUUAACGGAUGCUGUUGAUAAUUUCGCUUAUGACGGCAUUUCACACAAACGUAGGGAUUAUCGACAGAGGUUAGGGUCCCCAGACACGCUGACUAUAAUGCCGUCCCCUCUGAAUGAACCGCAGAGCUCUUCGAACGAGAACAGUAUUACAUUUAAUGAUUCUGAUAUGGAAACCGACAACUCUUCUGCUCGUGUGUCAACAGCAAAAUCAAAAAGAAGAACACCUCAUAAUUUAAUAGAAAAGAAGUAUCGGUAUUCAAUAAACGACGGCAUUCAGAGACUGAAAGCACUCGUUGCAAGGCCUGAAGAAAAGCUUAGCAAAUCUGGUGUGCUUAGAGCAGCAAUAGAUUAUAUCGACCGACUUAAGCAGGAUAAUGGUGACCUUCAAAAAGAAAUUAUUCGGCUUCAGAAUCUGCUCAUGGACGCUGGGAUCAUAAAGGCACAAGAGGUCGUCGGGUGUAAAACCAGAGCAUUUCGCUCUCAUUCACCGAAAUUUCCGUGCCCUUCUUCGGCUUCAACUUCAUCAGAGCCAUCUCCUUCGUCAGAUAAUGGAGCGUCACAUCCGAUGGUUGACAAAGCGCGUUUGGCUAUUGUUUUGUUUAUGUUCAUGUUUGUGGUUUGCAAUCCUUUAAGCGUUUUUAUUGGAAAAACACCUGAUAAUAUGAAAGGAGGACUUAUUGAGGACAUUAUUCCUGGCCGAGCUCUACAAGAGUACACGGAUGACUCAUCUUUCGAUUCAGAAAGCGUUUGGUGGCAUAGUUCAAUUGUCAUAUGGUCGGUAAAUAUAUUCGUCGUGGUGUGCUUUUUGACUCGACUUUUGGUUUUUGGUGAGCCAGUUGCUGAUGCUGAAUCUUCUUCUUGGGCUCAAUUUUUAAAAAUGAAAGCAGAUGCUCAUGCUUGCAUCAGAAGUUGGAAUUACGCUGAGGCCGAGCGAAAUUUCCAUGAAUGUCUGAAGGUUUUGGAGCGUCCAUUGCCUAAAGCAAAAUACGACGAACUUAUUUCUGUUAUAUGGCAGAUAAUAAGGCAUUUGCUAAACAGUAUUUGGAUUGGUCGUUGUUUCUCGCGCAUACGACGAUCGGCUGCUAAAACAGUUCCUGUAGUUUGUAGAUCUCACGCCCAAACUGCUAUUAUAUACCACCAGUUAAACCAGUUACAUUUAACUGGACCUUAUAAUGGUGGUGGAAAACUUGCUGGUUUGAAUUUUGCUUUAUGCGCGGUAAAUUUAGCAGAAUCAGCGGGGUGUUCUCCUGAUGGUCUAUCGCAUGCCAUGAGAGCCGAUAUAUACAUUAACGCAGCUUUACAGAUGAAGCUUGAGCUACCGCCGUUCAUAGGAGCCAUCCUUUCCGUUUAUUUUAUGAAGAGAGCAAAACGUCAUAUUCAACGUGCAGAGGAUGGAGUGCGGAUUAAGUUGAUGUGGCUUUUCCACCCAAUUGCAAGGCGCUUUACUUCGAAAAAAAAUUUUAUUUCUGAUCACCUUCGGUCUAAGUCGACGGUGUCCCUACCAUACGUUCGCAGCUGUUCAGCAGCUAAACCUAUUGAGCGGUUGAUGUCGGCUUUCAAGCUCGAGAUGCUGAAACUCUUAGUUGGCGAACUGAAUGCUCCGUCUGGUUUGGAAAUUUCGUACUUUUAUGAAGUGUCCCAGCUACUCUUUUCUAUGUGUUCUAGUCCAAAACUUUCUGCUGGUACUCUUAACGUCAUAGAUGUAACAAGCUUUGAUUCACAAGGGGAUGAGAUUUGUGCUUGGUGGACCAAUGUUUUUCUAUGUGCGUUGUACUGGAGGGACUUGAAGUAUGGAUCUGCAGCUGAACAUUACGCAGCAGUUCGUAAAUGUCCAAAGAUACUUCUAGCAGAGCCGGUUUCUCUAGCUGUUGGGCACGCAUUAUGUACCCGGAAGUUAUGCAUCCACGAUCGUGAAAGCGUACUCUUUUGGCGUGUCAUUUGCAUUCAUUCCUCUCGUUCUUUGUUAAGUCUUCGGAAACUAACUAUUCCCAUUCAGUGUUCUCGUACUUCCAACAUUAUGGAGGCCAUAAGUGACAGAGUGCGUCUUUUGUCGUUGGAGUGGCUUCUGAUAAGUUCUUUUGACCUGUGGCGUUCAAAGCUAGAUAACAGAAGACCUUAUUGGCAGCAGCUACCGCCCUUGGAACUUAGGCAUAAUUAUGAAGAGAUUCUUGCCAAAUAUAGAUCAGUUGCAAAAAACAAUCCUGUACUAAUUCGUAAG